Torulaspora delbrueckii is the source of this 291-nucleotide messenger RNA. RefSeq lists its product as uncharacterized. The record is from RefSeq and is a predicted model, not a curated record. Lineage: Eukaryota; Fungi; Ascomycota; Saccharomycetes; Saccharomycetales; Saccharomycetaceae. Bases 1 to 291 code for a protein of 96 amino acids. The transcript has a single exon.
AUGGCCUUCCUGGUGGAAUCCUGGUUAUUUGUUAGGAUGUUAGCCUGCCGGAGGAUUGAAAUCUGCUUGAGGCGGAGAAUUUAUGAUAUGGACAAUGGGCGUACUUGGGAAUUCACGAGCAUUGAUAAAUAUGUGGUUGCAGUAGUAGUGUGUCUCUUUUCUGCUGUGGGCAGUGAAUUCUUGCAGAGCUUCUUGUCUCAUGGAAGGCGGACUUUUGAUCUUAUGGAUAUGGCGUACAACGUUGUGGGUAGCAUUGUUGGGAUUUUGAUUGCGUUUUGGCAGGAGCGGUAA